GAAGCCGGACCUUCUUGGGCGGAGACAGCGAGCGGAUCCCGGCUGUGAUAGGUGGAGUCCCGCAGAAUGACAGCCAUGUACUGCCCUCAGCUUUGCCAGUUCCGCAGAGAGAAUGAGGAAAAUCAACUUGUCCUUUGCAGCCUGUGGGUUUCUGGGCAUUUACCACUUGGGGGCAGCAGCUGCAUUUUGUAGGCACGGCCAGAAGCUCCUGAAAGAUGUCAAAGCUUUUGCUGGCGCUUCUGCGGGGUCCCUGGUUGCUUCUGUCCUGCUAACAGCGCCAGAAAAACUGCAGGAAUGUGACCAAUUUACCUACAAGCUCGCUGAAGAAACCAGAAGCCAGUCUCUUGGGGCGAUGACGCCCGGUUAUGAUUUCAUGGCCCGACUGAGGAAUGGAAUGGAGUUGAUUCUUCCUCCCAACGCCCACGAACUGGCCCAGAACAGACUGCACGUAUCCAUCACUAACACCAAGACCAGAGAAAAUUACCUGGUCUCAGAUUUUCCCUCCAGGGAAGACCUCAUUAAGGUCCUCCUUGCUAGCAGUUUUGUGCCCGUUUACACCGGACUGAGACCAGUGGAAUACCAAGGGCAGAAGUGGGUGGAUGGAGGCCUCACCAAUAGCCUUCCCGUCUUGCCCAUGGGUCGCACGGUGACCAUCUCCCCCUUCUGCGGGCGGCUGGACAUCUGCCCACAAGACAGAGGGCAGCUGGAUCUGUACCUGAACAUCACCAAUCAGGACAUAAUGUUGUCCCUGGCCAACCUGGUGAGGCUGAACCAAGCCCUCUUCCCACCAAGCAAGAGGAAAAUGGAAUCCCUGUAUCAGUCUGGAUUUAAUGACACUGUUAAGUUUUUACGGAAAGAAAACUGGUUUGAAUAAAGCGCCUAUAAGUGUGUAAUGCAAAAUAGGUUUCAGACAGCUU
Messenger RNA from Fukomys damarensis (Damara mole-rat), 917 nucleotides. RefSeq names its product patatin like phospholipase domain containing 4 (gene Pnpla4). Gene Ontology annotation, molecular function: retinyl-palmitate esterase activity; triacylglycerol lipase activity. Gene Ontology annotation, biological process: triglyceride catabolic process; lipid homeostasis. Lineage: Eukaryota; Metazoa; Chordata; Mammalia; Rodentia; Bathyergidae. The record is from RefSeq and is a predicted model, not a curated record. The coding region runs from base 113 to 874 and encodes 253 amino acids. The transcript is spliced from 7 exons. Gene Ontology annotation, cellular component: membrane; lipid droplet; cytoplasm.